Molecule: messenger RNA, 300 nt
Organism: Penicillium lagena
Lineage: Eukaryota; Fungi; Ascomycota; Eurotiomycetes; Eurotiales; Aspergillaceae
Exons: 1
Coding region: 1-300 (99 amino acids)
Source: RefSeq, a predicted model, not a curated record
AUGAACAAUACUACUCCUCCCCUCCCGUUUCUGCCUCUUCCGACCUGUCUCAGCCAGAGCCAGCUGAACGACAGCUCCAGUGUGGCGGGACUGUCUUUUGGGGCCGAAGGUGAUAGGUCACUCAUGCCCGUCCCACCGCGCAUCCUUUCGCCUGAUCUGUUCCGGGACAAGCGAGAAUUAGAGGGACUCGUCGAUUGGCCACCGUUAACUCCACUUUGUCGGUUAUUACUGGGGACCAGGGCCGUUGGGAACUGCUAUCCACGAGUGACGGGCGACAGACGACUAGACAGGUUUUUGUGA